This is a messenger RNA of Austrofundulus limnaeus, 2665 nucleotides long. It is a transcript of the gene fbxl6, whose product is annotated as F-box and leucine-rich repeat protein 6. The record is from RefSeq and is a predicted model, not a curated record. Gene Ontology annotation, molecular function: protein binding. Gene Ontology annotation, cellular component: SCF ubiquitin ligase complex. The transcript is spliced from 11 exons. Bases 136 to 1803 code for a protein of 555 amino acids. Lineage: Eukaryota; Metazoa; Chordata; Actinopteri; Cyprinodontiformes; Rivulidae.
GACUACAGCCAAUCACAUGAGCGGAGUGAAAUGCAUUCUGGGUAUACAGUUAGCAGUGGAGCUAGCGUUAGUUAAGAUCUGUACGUCUGUCAUGCUGACGUCUGCUGAUCUUAGAGGAUUAAGAUAGCAGCAACGAUGGAGGCUUCUGCCUCUGAGACUGAAAGGAAAGAGGAGACUGGAGCUCAGGGAGAAGAUGGACCAAAGUCAAARAAAACGUCUUUAAAAAGGAAGUCRGGGGUGAAAACGAAGAAGCCGAAAAGGGCCCGACUGUCCCGGCCCGACUACACGGUCCAUCAGGGAGAAGACAUGCUCCUGGUCAUCUCCAACGCUUCGUCACAGUACGUCGGUUCAGUCUGGACCUCCAAAAAGAAAGGAAGCAAAAAGAGGAAGGCUGCUAAAGGAAAGCUGCAAAAGAGUCAGGUCAAGAAAAGAAAACGUGUUUGUGAAAAAACUAAAGUGGAAAACAAAGCAGCGCAGAGGGAAGUCGAGGACAGGAAGUCGUCUCAGACAGGAUCCGAGGACAGAUGGGGACAGGAUUUACCUGAAGAGGUGCUGGUCAGCAUCUUUCAGCUGGUGGUGAUUCAGGACGGAGCGGUUCCUUUCCUCUGCAGGAUGGCCAGAGUGUGUCGUUUGUGGAACGCCGCCGCCUCCAGUCCGGUUCUGUGGCGCAGGGUGACUGUGGGUCACUGCUGGGUGGAACCGGGGAAGAGCCAGCUUCCAAAGACCGAGGCGAGGAUCAGAAACACGGUUACCUGGCUCGCUCAAAACAGGUUCUCGCAGCUCAGAGACUUUUCUCUCUGCCACUGGAACAAAAACGUCGACUUCACCUUAGAGCUGGUUUCCCAGUCCUGUCCUCAGCUUCGCUCCAUCAAGCUGUCGUACUGUAAAGGCGCCACGCUGAAGGCCUUCCUCAGCCUCGGCCUGCACAGCCGCCGCCUGCAGACCAUCAACCUGCAGCAGUCUGAGUUCCAGGUUGAAGGACUGGUGGAGUACCUGGAGCAUCAGGGGAGUCAGAUCAGAGAGCUGCUGUUCACUCAUGGACUGAAGACAGACAAGCUGCUGGCAGUUCUCUCCAGGGGGUGCUGUCCUGAUCUGGAGCUGUUAGAGGUCAACAAGAGGCUGGACAGUAAAGACGRGGAACUUCCUGUUUGCAUCCAGCAGCUCCAGACGGCCUGUCCUAAACUGAAAACCUUCCGGAUGAUGAACGUCAGACUCCUGAGCAAGACGAUGCGUAAYGGAGUCGUUUCUGCGGCGGGAUUCCCGCUGCUGGAGGAGCUCUGCAUCGCGACCACGUCCUACUCCUACCUGACCGACAAAGACCUGACAGACGUUUUGUUCGCUUCCACCAAACUGAGAGUCCUGGACCUGCGAGGCUGCUCCCGAGUCUCCACGUCGGCUCUGACUGUGCUACCGUGUCCCCAACUGGAGUGUCUGUUCUGGGGUCAGUACUGCAGCCAGUUUGGGUCGUCGUCCACGAAGCGGGGGCUCCACCUGCUGACCCAGAAGUGGGGUGGGACUCUGCGGCAGCUUGACGUGACCAACCAGCCCUUCAGUGAGGAAGACUUGGAGCUAGCCAUGAGCUACCUGAGCCAGGAGGCUGAGGCGGGAACGCUGCGAUCACUGAACCUGAGCGGGACCAGGAUCACGCCACGCGCCCUCAGGUCAGUGCUCGGACCGUCGACAGCUCUGGAUUAUCUCAAUCUGACGUCCUGCCGUUAUUUACCAAGAGGACUGAAGAAGAUUUACAGAGGCCAAGAUGAAAUCAACGAGCUGCUGGAAAAACUGGAGCGAGAAGUAGUUUAGUGUCUUUAAAUGUUUCUGUUCAUCUAGGGAGGAGAACUCUACUUUUCAAACACUUUACAGGUUUUUGUUUUUUUACUACAGCUGCCUCUUUUUAUAUCAACAAAAAGUCUAAAAGCAGCUCAGAAACAAAAAUAAAACUUCAUUUUUUGUAUAUUAUCUUUGUCUCCACUAGAGAGAGCUAAAAGUAUGUAUAGAUUAACCAAAACAGGUUUUACUCUUAAACCAGUCUGUUGGAAAUCAGUUUGUCUCGUUAAUCUGUUGGAUUAUUAAACUAAAACUAAUCAAACAUUUCUUUUUCAGUUGAUGAUGAUUUAAAACCAAGAGGAAAAACUUCCUAAAGUUCUAAAAGAUCAGACUGAGAUCAUGCUCCAUCAGUUUAUUGGUCUCGUAACACAAAGAUACUUUUUUUAAAACAACAUUCCAAGAUAACGUUCAGAAAACAAUCCCUUCUGACUCAAGACUAAUUCAAUCUUUGACCACAUUACAGGAACAGGUGAUUYGGUGCCAAACAUUCAGUUUAUAUCAGUGUAAAAACAUGCAAAAGCAUCAGUCCCAAACCCACACGACAAGUUUAAAGUGGAAAAAAAAAGAUAAUCAGGAAAAACAAACCCACAGAAACUGACAGUAAAACAUAUUAAUGGUUAUUUUUCACAGUUGACGUGUUGCAACUUACUUCCAGCUGGACUUUUCCAAGAAACUAUUCAGUUCUCACCCACUCACAGUGUAAAGCACAGAAAACAUUUUAUUGUCUUCAUAAUGAAACUUGUCUGUUUUGUCAGAAUUUAUCAUCAGAUUAAGAAACAAAAAGAUUUGAUGCCAACGUCUAAUUGUUGAAUGAAUAAAGUGACAGGUUCUGUGUGAA